UUAUUUUAAUCGUGACACUCAUUACCAAAAAUAAUAAUGCAGCACCGCCCACAUGCACAAUCAGUUUUUUAUUGAUAAAAGGGGUGACAGAGGAAUUUUGUUUCAGAGAUCUUCCUAUGCUUCAACUUGGGCUUGUCUUAGCUGGAGCUAGCUAGAGACAUACAAUAUGACAGAUGCUGCCGACUAUGAGGAAUUAGACUUCCCCCCUCCCCCCAAGCCCCCUCACACACGCUACUCACACACUCAGCUUCCCAACGAGUCUUCUUCUCAGCCAGUGGCUCCUCCCCGCACUACUAGUCGCUAUGUAGAGAGGGACAGGAAAGUAUCAGGUGAUGAUAAACCAGCCCCUCCUCCCCCUGCUUCCAAACCAGCCAAGAGACCCCUCCCUCCGCCCAAACCAAGGACUUAUGAAGCCCUCGAUCAAGAGGAUAGACCCUCUAUAACUACUGCAGUGAAAAUGGCUCAAUCAAUGGACGCACCCUCACUGCCUCCAAAACCUAUAGUGGUUGCAUCUCCUGCUAAGUCGGCUAGCUUUGAUGCUGCACACAGUCCAUUACUGCGUAGGACUAUGAUGUACAAAAAAAUAGGAGAAUUGCCUGGAGACCAGAUGAGUUUGUGUGAGUUUGUGAGGGACCACGGUCAAGAGCUUCCGCUGAGAGUCAGAGUGGAUGAAGGCUUCUGUGGAAGUGAUGAAAGGUUCAUCAUUUCAACUGGUGAUGUCUACAAUUUCCACUUCCUGAAAAAAGUGAAGGUUGCUUCGAUAGCAGACGCUGGUGGGGUUCAUUUCUCCGUGCCUCUCAACUCCUCAGUCAAGUUCGGCAUGCUCUACAAUCCAGACAAUGAUUUUCGGAAGUCCAUACAGGGAUACUCAUUUGAGACUGUGGCGGCACUCACGGUUGCUAAGGUCUGCCCCAAACUGGUUCUAUCAAAAACAGAGUGUUUGUGUACGGAUCCAAAGAGCUCUGUCGAAGCUAAUGAGUUGCUACUGAUUACUAAAGUUGGCAAAACAGCUCUAAAACGGAGGCCGUUCAUAAAGGUAGUGAAUCUUCGCAAUAAACAAGAGAAGACCCUGUACGACGAAUGCGAGGGUAACUUCACCACUACACCUGUCGCAUUGCAGAUGUUCCUGCCAGAGCUAUUGGAAUAUCUCACCGACAGUUUGCCUUUGCAGGCUAUGCUGUAUGUGACUAAUGAGACACAGGCUGAAUCUGAGUUUCCUUUGGACCUCACUACAGAGAUGAUCACUCUCACACAUACGAGUAUUGAAACUUCCAUUGUUGCUACUACUUACUGGGGGGAUGACGAGACUGGGCUGACGGAGGAAGACUUCAUGCCACUAGCUAUUCCUCUUGAACUGGAGAUUGAGAUUACAGUGUUGAAAGAUGAAAGUGAAGCUGAAGACUUGUACAGCAACACAACCACCCUCUUGAACACCUUCGACCCUUUAAAGGUCAAGGACAUGGCUGACGCUAGAACAGACCAAAUGGCACAGACUCGCUUCUAUAAGAAUGUUCGAAAAGGAUACGAAACAAGCGGAAUGCAACUUGAGAAGCCAACAAGGAUUUACGAUGCAGUGGGCCCCUCGCCAAUCCUGACGAGAACGUCACCCACACACCAGUCUUUCUUUCCACCUCCUGCUGUCCCCUUACCAACACCAGGUCGCAGAAGCCCGAGACCGGGAUCUAGCGAGAGAGAAUUGUCCCCUAUACUACCCAAAGAUAGAAAAACAUCUGAUUCCGGUUCAAUACAGCCUGCGAAGUCUUCUGUGGCCCAUAUUGAUUCUUCUUUAGUCGACCACCAACUGUCAGAUCUUCACUCGAACACAAGAGCUCUGAAGUGCUUACUUGAUGCCAUGCAAGAUAAUUCCAGUAAGAUAACGUCAGACUUAAAGUCUGAGCUGAAGCGUCUCGGACGAAUUGUUGAGAAUCUGGCUAGAAACUAUGAAAGACUGGAAAAGCAGGUCCAAGAUCUGAAGCAGGGAGAGAGUUCCUCGCCUACUGCAACUGCACAACCCAUGUAUGGAAACAUCCCCCAGGCCGCAAUUGACAACCAAAGUGAAAAGGUUCAAAGUGAAAAGGCGUUGCCGUUCAAUCCGUAUGGCAUUGCCAAUACCUCCUCAUUGGUAAAGAAGACUGCCGAUCCAGACCUUAGAGCUAAGAAUAAGGAGGAACUGGCUAGCAUGGAUUGUGGAGAAAUUCUCAGUCUGCUCGCUGCCCUCAACAUGUCCCAGUAUCAGAAAGUAUUUCUAACCGAGCAGGUGGACGGGGAGAUCCUCUGCGAGUGCGAUGAUGAAGUCCUACGUACAGAACUGAGUGUAACUAACUCGAUACAUCGCAAGAAACUCAUGAGCAUCGUAAAUGGUAGUCAGUCUUCUGUUUGCGUUAUUCAGAACAGUGUGUAUACUUGAUGUCUCUUAAUAAUUAUUUAAACACUUUGUCUCGUACAUAUAUAUAAUUACAUGAUUUAUUAAUUUUUGGUGGUAAUUUUUCUUAGAUGUCAGUUUUUAGUAGUCAGCUCAUCUGUGUUAUAAUUAUAAGCCCUACGUAUAGUAAAUUUCAAAAUGAAAGUGUCGAUCUCGUCAA
Messenger RNA from Halichondria panicea, 2582 nucleotides. RefSeq lists its product as uncharacterized. Gene Ontology annotation, molecular function: protein binding. The record is from RefSeq and is a predicted model, not a curated record. Lineage: Eukaryota; Metazoa; Porifera; Demospongiae; Suberitida; Halichondriidae. The coding region runs from base 167 to 2407 and encodes 746 amino acids. The transcript has 15 exons.